AUGUUGGCUUCACUGACCCCUUUUUAUGCUUCAGCCAAUCCGAAAAACUGGCCACGACUUCCCAAGUUUUGUCCCUGUGGACCCUGUUUCUACCAGGACAUUGACCGCGAGAUUAAAGUUGAAUUUAGACGCCUGGUCCGGACCGGUUACUAUAUUUGGAUGUCCUACGCAGUCCUUCUCUUAGUCAACAUGCUCGGCACCAUCUGCUACUUCGCCUCCCCCGGCACAGGUGAUGGUGGCACCCUGUUUGGCGUUGCCAUCCUCAUCACCAUAAUCUGUGUUCCCCUCUCCUACAUCUGUUGGUUCCGUCCGCUCUACAAGGCUUUCAAGUAA
Molecule: messenger RNA, 333 nt
Organism: Dibothriocephalus latus
Lineage: Eukaryota; Metazoa; Platyhelminthes; Cestoda; Diphyllobothriidea; Diphyllobothriidae
Source: the annotation of a GenBank genome assembly